Macroventuria anomochaeta is the source of this 1363-nucleotide messenger RNA. RefSeq names its product DUF1692-domain-containing protein. Gene Ontology annotation, cellular component: endoplasmic reticulum membrane; Golgi membrane; endoplasmic reticulum. The transcript is spliced from 3 exons. The coding region runs from base 191 to 1360 and encodes 389 amino acids. Gene Ontology annotation, biological process: retrograde vesicle-mediated transport, Golgi to endoplasmic reticulum; endoplasmic reticulum to Golgi vesicle-mediated transport. NCBI's taxonomy places the organism in Eukaryota, Fungi, Ascomycota, Dothideomycetes, Pleosporales, Didymellaceae. The record is from RefSeq and is a predicted model, not a curated record.
UGGCCUUUCGGGGACGCGUAGCCCGAACUCGUUCGCAUGUCAGUGUCACUCUCUCCACACCACCACCACCGGUCCCUUACGUGGCUGUCUCUCCUUCCGUAGUCGCGAAUUGUCUCACCUUUGGUCGCAGCUGCUUCUUUCAGUCGCAAUUGGGUCUGCCGCACCCUGACUGCGCAAUUGUACGCCCACCAUGAACGGGUUUCAAGAUCAUGGCCUCGAUGAGGAUGCAUUUGGGGCUUCGAAAGGGAACAUCGUGUCCAGCUUUGAUGCUUUUCCCAAAACUAAGAAGACAUACCUUGUCCAAGGCCGCAAUUCCUCUGCUUGGACCGUCACACUUAUCCUCACAUGCAUCUGGCUGGCCUGGACCGAAACCUCACGCUGGUUCACUGGCACAACGACGCAGACUUUCUCCGUCGAAAAGGGCGUCUCGCACGACAUGCAGAUUAACCUCGACGUAAUCAUCGCCAUGCGCUGCGCCGACCUGCACGUCAACAUGCAAGACGCGGCCGGAGAUCGCACACUCGCUGGUGACCUGCUGCGCAAGGACCCUACGAGCUGGGCGCAGUGGACGGGUAAGAAUGCUGAGAAGGGUGUGCAUGAGCUGAAUGAGGGGAUCGGGCAGGAGUGGGACAUGGAUGAUCUGGAAGUGCAUAAUCACCUGAGCAAAAAGCAGAAGAAGAAGUUUGCGAAGACGCCGAGGAUCAGGGGCGCGACAGAUUCGUGCAGGAUCUUUGGGAGUUUGGACGGCAACAAGGUGCAGGGCGACUUCCACAUCACCGCAAGAGGACACGGAUACAUGGAGUUUGGAGAGCACCUGGAUCACAACUCAUUCAAUUUCUCCCACAUCAUCCGCGAAAUGUCCUUCGGCCCUUACUUCCCCUCGAUGAACAACCCGCUCGACAACACCAUCGCCCUAACUCCGACCCAAAACGACCACUUCUACAAAUUUCAAUACUACCUCUCCAUCGUCCCUACCAUCUACACCGACUCUCUCAGCGCCCUCAAAGCCCUCGAAAGUGCCGACUCCGCCUCCACCGCCGGCCUAUUCAGCCAGCACGCCAUCAAGACAAACCAGUACGCCGUUACUUCCCAGAGCCACACAGUGCCUGAGCAGAGCGUGCCCGGCGUGUUUGUUAAGUUCGAUAUUGAGCCGAUCACGUUGAGUGUUGUGGAGGAGUGGGGUGGGUUUUGGCCGUUGGUGGUUAGACUCGUGAAUGUCAUUUCGGGCGUCAUGGUUGCGGGCGGUUGGGCGUGGCAGAUGUAUGAUCUUGGGUUGGAGUUUUGGGGGAAGAGGGGGAGGAAGGGCGAUGGGAUGGGGAUGUUGGGGACGCCGCAGGUGGAAAAGAAGAGCUGGGAUUAAGCG